Molecule: messenger RNA, 528 nt
Organism: Lactuca virosa
Lineage: Eukaryota; Viridiplantae; Streptophyta; Magnoliopsida; Asterales; Asteraceae
Source: the annotation of a GenBank genome assembly
AUGGAGCUUCCUUAUGAUGUAAUAGCCAAUAUUCUAUACAGAGUUGGUGUUUAUGACAUACUUGAGAAUGCUCAGAAAGUUUGCACUACGUGGCAUAAAAUCUGCAAGGACCCUGCAAUGUGGAGGGUCAUUAAUAUGGAGAAUAAUUUUAAAGAUGUAAAUAGAAAUGGAAGGUCCCUGAUGCAGGAGAUGUGUAAGCAUGCUGUUGAUCGAAGCCAAGACCAAUUAAUUGAUAUCACCGUUUGUGAUUUUGCCAACAAGGAGCUUCUUGAGUAUAUUGCUGAUAGAUCAAGUCAGCUUAGACGUCUUGAAUUGGCAUUUUGCUAUGGCCGUUUUUGCCCCAUGCUAACAACACGGAAAAUAAAUUAUGACCUGGUCUGGCAUUGCGGUGAUGGGAUAGCUACUGCUAUUGGAGAAAACUUACCCAAGUUAAAGCACCUUGAACUCAGUGGACACAUCAUGUCAAAUAACAGGUUGCAAGCCAUUCUGGAUGGAUGUCCGAAGCUUGAACUACUCGACUUGCGUUAG